This is a messenger RNA of Dipodomys ordii (Ord's kangaroo rat), 1054 nucleotides long. RefSeq names its product schlafen family member 14-like. The record is from RefSeq and is a predicted model, not a curated record. The transcript has a single exon. Gene Ontology annotation, biological process: mRNA catabolic process; rRNA catabolic process. Gene Ontology annotation, molecular function: ribosome binding; RNA endonuclease activity. The annotation marks the transcript as partial. NCBI's taxonomy places the organism in Eukaryota, Metazoa, Chordata, Mammalia, Rodentia, Heteromyidae.
AUGGAAAGCCUCCAGGCUGAUGUAGAAAUGCUCUUUGCUGAGAAGAUUGUUUCAGUGGGCAGAGUCACUUUUGGAGAAGAGAAUAGGAAGAUGAUGACCAAUAGCUGUUUGAAGAGAAAUGAGAAUCUGAAGAUCAUCAAGGCUAUCUGUGCACUGCUAAAUUCUGGAGGGGGCGUGAUUAAGGCAGAGAUUGAUGAUAGAACCUACAAUUAUCGAUCCCAUGGGCUGGGACAGGAUUUAGAAACUUCCUUUCAGAAGCUCCUGCCUUCGGGCUCACAGAAGUGCCUUGACUAUACACAGCAGGGAGACCUUCUCCUGAUUUUUGUGAAGGCAUGGAACCCAGAUGUUUGCAGCCUCCCAGUGAAGAUUUGUAGCUUGCACUCCAAUUUAUAUCGGAGAGAUGUGACCUCUGCUAUCAACCUGAGCGCGAGCAAUGCCCUGGAACUUCUUAGAGAGAAGGCAUCUAGAGCCCAAAGAGGCACACGGGACUUGCAUACUCCUCAGAGAACCCUAAAAAGAUAUAUUCAAGAAGAGGAAGAUAUGAAGGUGGCGGCCUCAGAAUUCUUUGAAAGGGAUAGACUUAGAUAUAAAGAGAAGCUCAACUUUACUGAGUCAACACACGUCGAGUUUAAAAGGUUCACCAGCAAGAAGAUUGUCCCUCGGAUUAAAGAAAGGCUACUUCACUAUGUUUCUGCAUUUGCCAACACUCUUGGGGGAUACCUAAUUAUUGGGGUUGAUGACAAGAGCAAAGAAGUGUUUGGAUGUAAGAAAGAAAAAGUGAAUCCUGACUUAUUGAAAAAUGAAAUUGAAAACUACAUAGAAAAGUUGCCUACAUAUCAUUUCUGCCAGAAGAAACCCAAGGUCAAGUUCACUACCAAAAUCAUAAAUGUCUACCAAAGAGAUGCCCUGUAUGGUUAUGUCUGUGUGGUUCGAGUAGAGCCCUUCUGCUGUGUGGUGUUUGCAGAGGAUCCGGAUUCCUGGAUCUUGAUGGAAAAUUCUGUCACAAGGCUGACAGCUGAGCACUGGGUGGUCAUGAUGCUGGAUGCUCAGUCAG